AUGGAAGCAGAUUGCAGAAUGGAAGCAGAUUGCAGAAUGGAAGAAGAUUGCAGAAUGGAAGCAGAUUGCAGAAUGGAAGCAGAUUGCAGAAUGGAAGCAGAUUGCAGAAUGGAAGCAGAUUGCAGAAUGGAAGCAGACAUUCAGCUAACCAACGAUCAUUGUAAGAAGAACCCCGGCCAUACAACAUUCAUACCUUCAGACAUGUUUAGCUGUGAACAUCUUCCCUCUCGCUACCACGACACUGAACUUCUUGCCAGUUGCAUUCGUUCUGAAUCAGAUCUUACUGUCCGUGUGACUGUGAGAUAUGUUAGUGAUAAGAGACCUUCUACUGUGCCCGAUACUGACCAGGUUUUUCCAUUUUUUCACCGGAGAGGACAACGCAGAAUGACUGUCGGAACCGGAAGGAUACACUCAGUAUACGGAACCGGAUGGAUAUACUCAGUAUACAAGUUCCCAGACAAGUACAACUCUCAGUUUAAAACCUGUCCAUGUAGAGAAUGCCAGUUAUCUUCAGAACCAAAAAAACAAUUUGGGUUUAUUAUAAUCCAAACAGCAACCCAUAUAAUCUCCAACGACCUUGAAGGAGAACAUGCUACCUGCCAUCUUUUCUUUAACAGUGGGAGCAGACCAGAUGUCUGCAGCAAUGUUGUCACGCUGUCAGGGACGUGGCGAGUGUCUUCUGACAUCAUCACUGACCGUUGUUCGAUGAUUCACGUCACCCACGACAUGGACCUAGCGGCCAAUUUGGAAAGGAUGACGUGUUAUCGAGAUUACCUCAAGGAAAGCUACUUCAUCAAGUCUCUUCUACAUUGUCCCAUAGAAGAAGCAGAAAGCCAAGAUCCUCUAGUCUGCUUAGUGUCGCACCCACACGGAUGUAGCUCUAAUAUCAGUCUAGGGGUCGCCGUGGGCACUAAGGUGAAGGAACCAGGCAGAGUCAGCUAUAUGUAUGACACAGCAACUUGUCCUGGGUCCAGCGGGAGUAAGGUGUUCACGAUAUGGAAAGACUUGAGGCUGUGGGGAUUUGAACACACACACAGCAUAGGACGUUAUGAGGAGCUCACACAGAUCAGCAACAGCAGUCAUGGAGUCGGAUACUGUCCUCUUAUUCGUAGUCCAGCAGGUUCACCAGAUAAUAACAGUGAAGACCCUCCCAGCAACUCACAGGUGGAGCAAGAGAAUCAAGGUCGAGGAGAGGUACAGGAGUGUCUCCCAGAGACAGAUCUUCAUGGCUGUUACAUACUUUGCACAAAAAAUCCAGGUCAUCACAACUUUUUUCCUAUAGAUGAGUUUAGUAAAGACCAUCUCCCUCCUGAUAACCGCCAUCUCGUAGAACAUAUUAAAGUCCUGGCGAACAUCGUUGCUCUUGUUGCUGUGAAGAAGAUCAGUAGAGAGAGACCGAAGACAUUUCCUGGUACUGACACGAACUACCCCCAGACUCCGCAAAGAGGAAGUUCUUGGAUAUAUAAAGUUCUUAGAUUCGGAAACAGAAGUGGAGUUCGCAUGGGAAAGUGUACUUGUGAAGAAUGUCAAAAAUCUGAUGACCCAAAAGAAAAUUUUGCUUAUAUAAUAAUACAUACAGCAGCCCAUGUUGUCUUUGAUGACUUUGAAGGAAAACAUACAACAUGUUAUCUUUUUUAUCACAAGGGUAAAACUGUGGAGGCUUGUAGUGGGGUUGUUAAACUCUCAGGCAUGUCACGGGUCUGGAGUGAUGCUGAGAAAGAUGUAUGCAAGAUGCUGUAUGUGACACAUGACCCGGAUGUGAUAGAUCGUGUAGAAGAGGUCGUCAGAGAAUGGGAGAGUGCACGGAGAAGUUUUGAACUCAGGAACAAGAUAACGCCACUCAAGGAAAACUCACUGACCGAUACCAGUCGUCAAGCUCUGGUCGUAGCAGUGUCCCAUCCACACGGAUGUAGCAAGCAAGUUAGUUUAGGUCACUGUGUCAGCAUCGAUAACACGGGUGUUGGUCAGACUGUCUGCGAGUACACGACCCCAACCUGCUCUGGUUCCAGUGGAGCUUAUGUGUACGUGGAGGGAAGGGAUUGGCAAAGUUGGGAUGACAACAUACAUGCUGGAGCCCACGACAGGAACCAUGGUAUCAACUUCAGUAGCUGA
Messenger RNA from Candidula unifasciata, 2112 nucleotides. The record is from the annotation of a GenBank genome assembly. NCBI's taxonomy places the organism in Eukaryota, Metazoa, Mollusca, Gastropoda, Stylommatophora, Geomitridae.